Molecule: messenger RNA, 2676 nt
Organism: Etheostoma spectabile (orangethroat darter)
Lineage: Eukaryota; Metazoa; Chordata; Actinopteri; Perciformes; Percidae
Gene: pigt
Product: phosphatidylinositol glycan anchor biosynthesis, class T
Biological process (GO): attachment of GPI anchor to protein
Cellular component (GO): GPI-anchor transamidase complex
Source: RefSeq, a predicted model, not a curated record
CCACGAAUGACGCGUUAAUGCGGAAGUUAACCACCCCCGUAGGAGAAAGAUGGCAGCUCACAGGUGCAGCUAUUCGGCUUUGCUGCUUAUUAUUUGUAGUUUGUCCAUGUUUGUUGUAGCAGAAAGCCAAGAAACGACACUAACCGCCGAUAACCAUGUGACUGCGGUCGACAAUACACAAACAGCCACAGAAACAGCGGGACAAACGGCCGAGCAGCCUCCGGUGGACAGGCUGUGGGAAGCAACUGAGGUUGAAGAGGCGACUCCGGAUGAUGCUGACACCGACAAACAAGACACUUCUACUCCCGAAACCGCUGUCCCCUCGGUACCACCGCCUAAAGACGAUUUUCAGGAGGAACUAGUUAUCAGACCGCUGCACUCGGGAGAUAUUUACGCCAGCUUCCAGUUCCGCACACUUUGGGAGGCUGAUUUCAUGAGAGGAAACAAAGAGUCCCACUAUCGGCUCUUUCCCAAGUCCCUGGGCCAGGUCAUCUCCAAGUUCUCAGUGCGAGAGCUGCACAUCUCCUUCACGCAGGGCUACUGGAGGACCAUGCAAUGGGGGCAGCCUUUUCUACCGUCCCCUCCUGGGGCUGAACUCUGGGUCUGGUUCCAGGAUUCUGUGACAGAUGUCGAUGGUACCUGGAAGGAGCUGACAAAUGUUUUGUCAGGGAUCUUCUGCGCUUCACUGAACUUCAUUGACUCCACCAACACUGUUCAGCCCAGUGCAUCCUUCAAACCACUGGGUAUAGGCAACGUGACGGACCACAGCUUUCUUCGCUAUGCCACCCUCCCACGAGAGAUUGUUUGCACUGAGAAUUUGACACCCUGGAAGAAACUCUUGCCAUGUGGAUCCAAGGCUGGUCUUGCUGUCCUGUUAAAGUCAGAGAAACUCUUCCACAGCAGUUUUCAUUCCCAGGCAGUGCACAUCAGACCCGUGUGCCGGGACUGGCAGUGCAAAACCACAUCCUGGGAGCUGAGACAGACAUUGAAUGUGGUCUUUGACCUGCACACCCCUGGACAGGGCAAACGAGAGUGGUCUCUGUUUAAGAUGUUCUCUCGGACCCUGACCGAAGCUUGUCCACUGGCCUCCUCUAGUAAAAUCUACAUCGACAUCACAGACAACCCUCAGGGGGAGCAGUUUGAGGUGAGCCCGGCCACUCCCCUGCUGAGCCAGGCAAUGGUGCUGGGGGACAGACGAACCUUCUCUGUCUACGAUCUGACCCAGCAAAUCACCUUUGGCACUGUGCGCUCCCUCAAUCUGUUGAUCCGCUGGAAAUCCAGUGAGGGAGACAUGCUGCGUCCCUUGCUCCACGGUGAGCGUUAUGUGGCUGGUUACGGGCUGCAGACAGGAGAGAUUCACACGCUGAUGUACAACAACCACCCCUACAGGUCCUUCCCUGUGCUGCUGCUGGAGUCUGUGCCUUGGUACCUUCGUCUCUACAUUCACACCCUCACUGUGACCAGCAAGGGAAAGGACAACAAGCCCAGCUACAUCCACUACCAGCCGUCUAAGGACCGUGUGAGGCCCCACCUGCUGGAGAUGCUGGUCCAGCUUCCUCCGAACUCCGUCACCGAGGUCACCAUGCAGUUUGAGAGGGCUCUGCUCAAGUGGACUGAAUACACCCCUGAUCCCAACCAUGGCUUCUAUGUUGGGUCUUCAGUAAUCAGCUCUCUUGUACCAAGUAUUGUUGCCAUGGAUAUAAACAGCACUAGGGAACAGCCACUUUUCAGCAGCUUUUUUCCCUGCAAAGAAGAGUCCAGCUACUUUGUGCGAGUCUAUACAGAGCCUCUGCUGGUCAACCUGCCAACUCCUGACUUUAGCAUGCCUUAUAAUGUCAUCUGCCUGACCUGCACUGUGGUGGCCGUGGGCUACGGCUCCCUCUAUAACCUACUGACCCGGAGCUUCCAGAUAGAAGAGCCCAGCCCAGGAUUGGCCAAGCGGAUAGCCAACAUCAUCCGAAAGAUGAGGGGUGUGCCGCCACUCUGAGGCUGGACACAAAAGCCAACUGGCUCUUUUUUUAGAAAGGAGGAUUUCCUUUUGGUGAAACCACUGGCUAACGUGAUAUUCAGGGCAGAACAGAGUCGAGCACUGGUAUGAAUGUUUUGAAAACUGUCAACUUGAAGUUUUUGUUUUUCGAAUGGAAGUGGAAAUGAAAUUUUGAACAUAAAUGUAUUCAGGAUAAUUUCCUGCGGGCUAGGGGAAAGAAAAUAUAGACAUUUCUCUACUUAGGUGGAAAGUAAGAGUUCUGUUUUUGUUUAACAAGAAACCAAAGCUGUGUACUAUGCUGCUAUGGUAACUGCAUCAGAGGGUUUUGGUGGGACUGUUUUUGUUUCUGGAUGUUUGAAGCCAUAACUCAUAAUGGCUAUGUAACUCAUAAUAUAGCCAUCUGAGACAUUUUGUUACUAUGGGUGGUAAAAUUAUGUUUACAAAUCCAGCAUUAAAAGCCUCAGAGCUCAGACAGAAAAAGGACGAGGACUGCUUUCCUGACCUGUUGAUUGCAAUCUCCCUGCUAAGAAAGAAUGUCAUAUUUCCUAUGACAGGAUACAUCUUUCCAUGUCCAACCAGAAAUGAACACAGCAGCUAACUAUGGGAUCUACCAGAAGUAUUUCCUCUUUAUUUAAUAAUUCCCGAUUAAUUUGUGUUACCUGAAACACAUUUUAAGUAGUUUUAAUGUU